Molecule: messenger RNA, 3603 nt
Organism: Thecamonas trahens ATCC 50062
Lineage: Eukaryota; Apusomonadida; Apusomonadidae
Product: calpain B
Exons: 2
Coding region: 25-3150 (1041 amino acids)
Biological process (GO): proteolysis
Cellular component (GO): cytoplasm
Molecular function (GO): calcium-dependent cysteine-type endopeptidase activity
Source: RefSeq, a predicted model, not a curated record
CCCACCACCCCCUCCUCCUCCGCCAUGGCCUUUGUUGACACUGACUUUGCUCCCGAUGACACAUCGCUCUACACCAACCGCGAGACAUCGUACUCGGUGGCCAAGUGGGACCGCCCGCACGCUUACACCUCGACGCCUACCCUCUUUGCCGAGGGUGUGGCUCCGGGUGAUGUGAUGCAGGGUGCGCUUGGCUCGUGCUACCUCCUCGGUUCGCUCUCGGUUGUUGCCCUCGAUGACGAGGCCCUCGCCUCGCUCAUCGUCGACCACGACACCGAGACCGGCCGCUACACCGUCCGCUUCUACAAAAACGGCGAUUGGCUGCAGGUGGUAGUCGACGACCACGUUCCGCUCCGCCACGGCUCCGAGACGCCGCUCUUUGCUCGCUGCCUCGAUGAGGACGAGGUCUGGGUCCAGAUCUUGGAAAAGGCCUACGCCAAACUGCACGGCUCGUUUGAGGCCAUCGAAGGCGGCUCGACCGUCGACGCCCUCGUCGACCUCACCGGCGGCUCAGGCGAGAAAUGGCACUUUGACCACGAGGACGUUGCUGCUCGCAUCACCUCUGGCAAGCUCUUUGAUGACAUUGUCGACAUGAUUGACGCCGGGGACAUGCUCGGCUGCGCCAUCGCCCGCGCCGGUGCCGGUAUCGAGGAGGACCAGGGCAAUGGUCUGCUUGCCUCUCACGCCUACGGCAUCCUUGACGCCCUCACUACCUCGGCUGGCCACCGCCUGCUUCUGAUCCGUAACCCGUGGGGCUCGACUGAGUGGUCUGGCGCCUGGGCUGACGGCUCGCCCGAGUGGACACCCGAGAUGCUCGAAGAGCUCGGCCACGAGUUUGCCGAUGACGGCUCGUUCUACAUGGCGUACGAGGACUUUACCACCAACUUUAACAAGCUCUAUGCUUGCCACCUUUUCACAGGCUGGACAUCGAGCGUCAAGGCCUUUGGCUCGUGGUUCGCUGAGUCUUCGGGUGGCCGUCCGUCAUCGGCGGGCUUUGCCAACAACCCGCAGCUCAAGCUGCGCGUUGGCGCUCCCGCUGAUGGCGCUGCUGCCGCCCAUGUUGCUAUUUCGCUCAUGCAGUCUGACGCUCGCCUUGCUGGCACCCAUCGCUACGACGACGCCAUUGCCUUUUACGUCUUUGACGCCGAGCCCGAAUCAGGCCCACUCCGCGAGUGGGACUCGUCGCGCCUCGUCGCCCGCAUCGACAUCUUUGAGUACGCCCGUGAGGUCGCCACUACUUUCAAGGCCCCGCCCGGCGACUACAUCAUCGUUCCGUGCCAGUACGACGCCGCUCCUCUCAAGAACGAAGACUGGGUCGUUCGCGCCUGGGCAGACUCGGCCGCACUCGACUUUAUCGCCUUCCCGCACAUCGCCAACGCCGAAAUCGAGGGUGCCUGGGCUGGCGUCUCUGCUGGCGGCUGCGUCAACAACCCGUCGUGGAACGCCAACCCACAGUUUGCUCUCACCGUCUCCGCUCCCGGUGACUAUAUCAUCGAGCUCCACCAACCUCAGUCGCCUGCCCACCCGCCUUUCUACAUCGGCUGCCUCGUCCUCACCGGCGACGCCCGCAAAGAUCGCGCCCUCGCCUCGGAAGUCAUCGGCAAGACCUCGUUCACCAAUGCAUACUCGGUCUCGGUCUCGCUCACCCUCGAGCCCGGCACCUACAUCGUCAUCCCAUCGACGUUCUACCCUGGAAACGAGUCGGCAUUUACCCUAGCUGCCAUCGCGCCUGCCGGUGUGUCCGCCGCAGAGUGGGCCCACCUUCACGUCGCUGUCGCUGGUGUUACAGGCGUCGAGGGCCGCUGGCACGGCAAGUUGGCCGGAGGCUGUCGCGGUCGGGCAAACUGGCAUCGCAACCCCCAGUACCUCCUCACCUCAGACACCGAUGCCACGCUUGAGAUCUCGCUCGUCCAGCCCGAGUCUACGCCCUCCGACGCGCUGCCCUAUGUCGGUUGGUCCGCCUUCCCCGUCCCAUCCAACUCCAAGCGCCUUCUCGCCGCGUCUUCGUCUGAUACCCUUGCCUCCACCCCGUGCACCAACGCGCGAAACGUUGCAGCUGCACUCGACGUCACCGCAGACACCCCAGUCCUCAUCAUCCCCUCAACCUACCACCCCGACGUGGAGGCCUCGUUCGAGCUCAUCGUCAAGGCGCCUGGUGUUCCUGAUGCCCAGCUCGCCCUCGACCACAUCCCGCGCUCGUGGGAGUGGCACGAGGCCGCCGUCGGUGGCGCAUGGACCCCGCACUACUCCGGCGGCUGCCAGAACAACCAGUCGUGGCAGCUCAACCCGGUCUAUUGCCUCGACAUCACCAAGCCAACCACCAUCACCAUCACCCUCGCCACCCCGAAGACGACCCGCGUCUUCCCAUCGGCUUUUACGUCUGCGCCGGCGGCACAGUCUCGCUCGCUUCCACCAUGUCGUGCUCGGGCUUCCAGUACACCCGCUCGCGCAGCGCCGAGCUCACUCUCGACGCAGGUGCCUACUGCAUUGUGCCUACCACAUUCUACCCCGGCAUCCACGGCAACUUUACCCUCUCUGCCAUUGCCGCUACUGCCUUUGAUCUCUUCUCCGAGGCCGCCGGCCCGCACACCGCCUCAGACAACGUCUACGCCGGCAAGGGCGCAUCCGGCACCAAGACCGAUGAAGGCUCGUCUGCGCGCGUCCUUCUCGACAAGGAAGCCCUCCGCAAGGCCCGUGCAGCCAUCCGUUGCUGCCCCGACGAAGAGCGCGAUGCCGCCCAGGCAGCCUACGCUGAUCAGCUGGACGACGCCAGCAAGCAACCUCCGCCGCCCGAGCCCGCCGAAGACGCCGCCAACGACGAGAGUCCGGAUCAUGACACCAUGGCCGAGGCCACCGGCGAUGAGCCGCCACCGCCGCACCCGCCUAUUCCCGAGCCAGCUGCAUCCGAGCUCGAAGAGGGCGAAGGCAGUCUUGAUGACGGCCAGGCAGACGCUCGUGAAACUGACAGGGCUGGCGAGCGCAAGGAGCCGUCCCGUGGUUCUGGCGGCCAUGAACCCGUCAUCCCAGGCAUUCACAAGAAAAAGCGUCGCAAGGCCAACCGCGCUGCUGCCCGUCGCGCUGCUCACGCCGCCCGAAGGCGGCCCGCAAGGCGGCCAAGCAGGCGAAGAAAGCCGAGCGCCGCGCACGCCGUGAGGCGCGCCGCGCCGAAAAGGCUGCCCGUCGGGCAGCAAAGGCCGACGGUAAGGAGGGCAAGACAAGCCGUCGCAAGGGGAAGAAGGGGCGGCGCAAGAGCAAAAGGGGACGUCGCCGUGACUUUAUCGACUCGUCGGAGUCUUCCUCCUCCUCUUCGUCGUCCUCGUCCUCCACAUAGUCAGUGCGCUAAAUCCCCAGCGAGCUAGCCGAAGCUCCACCGCCCACACCGGCAAACGCACGCCGCACAUUUUGCGAGAUCUGUGCCUCUUCCUUUGCCACCUCGGCCUGCCAGCCCUCCCAGUUGACCGCCAUGGUCCGACCGGUCGCCUCAAAACGCCGCAACGCCUCGUCCAGCGCGCCGCGUCUGAUGCGAACCACGUCCACUGCAGUGACAGCAACAAGUCGCGCUGUCCUUGGGCUGAGCUCCCACCACCCUGUCUCACCAAAGAACUC